Molecule: messenger RNA, 1842 nt
Organism: Lytechinus variegatus (green sea urchin)
Lineage: Eukaryota; Metazoa; Echinodermata; Echinoidea; Temnopleuroida; Toxopneustidae
Product: nuclear pore glycoprotein p62-like
Exons: 15
Coding region: 112-1704 (530 amino acids)
Biological process (GO): protein import into nucleus; RNA export from nucleus
Cellular component (GO): nuclear pore; nuclear pore central transport channel
Molecular function (GO): structural constituent of nuclear pore; phospholipid binding
Source: RefSeq, a predicted model, not a curated record
AAACUCAAGAGGGCGACGGAACCAGAAAAUAGCGCCUUAUGAGAAAACUGAAUGAUCAUUGGAUAAAGUAAUUAUUACUUGAAGUUUCGUAAUUGAGUGAACUUUAUCACAAUGUUCGGAAAGCAGACGACGGCUGGGGGAUCAACUGGAACCCCCAGUCUCUUUGGGACCACAGCCCCUACAGCCGGAGGGUUUUCCUUUGGUGGAGCACCAGCGGCAGGGACGGCAGCACCCAGCGGAGGGUUUUCGUUUGGCCAGACACCAACCAGCAAGCCUGCCGCAGCUCCAGGGGGCUUCAGCUUUGGCUCCACCCCCUCCCAGCCAGCCCAGCCACAGGCGACAUCGUCUUUCUCCUUUGGAAACAAUGCAACAGCAGCACCCGCAACAAAGCCUGCUGCUUCAGGAUUUCAAUUCGGUGGGACUGCUCCAGCAUCCGCACCAUCUCAGCAACCAGCCACUGGAUUUUCAUUAGGGGGCGGGGCCGCUGGAGGUUUCAAAUUUGGGGAAACCCCCAAACAGCCAACAGCUCCCCCAGCCCCUACAGCUACAGCUGGGGGAAGUUUCUCCUUCGGUGCCACCCCCUCUGGAACCAGUGCAGCUGCUCCUGUUGCAUCAGCCGCCCCUAAUGUUGCAAAGCCUGGGUUCUCACUGGGAGGGCUGUCGGCUCCAGGAAUAGCCUCUACAGCUGCCACAACUCAACUCAGUCAGACGGCCACUUCCACUCCUGCAUCGGGGGGUUUAGCUGGUGGUCUUGGCGGAGGGAUCAAACUAGGAGGAUUUGGAGCCCCAGCAUCGACAGCACAAAGCACAGCAUCCGCUGGUCUGAAAUUAGGCACAUCGACAACCUCCGCUCCAGCAGGUGGAUUGACGUUAGGUACAAGCACAACCUCCACCCCAGGAUUAGGAGGAGGUCUAAAACUAGGAGGUCUUGGAACUAAGCCAUUAGGAACAGGUCUAACUCUAGGCACACCUGCAUCAAGUGCCGCAGCUAGUUCCUCAUCGGGUCUUGGUCUGUUGGGAGCCAAGCCCACGACUACAACAGCAACAGGAAUUGGACUCGGUGCGCUUGGAGCCAAACCUACUGCUACCACUGCUGCUUCCGGACCUGCAGAGACGAUGUCCUACCGUGAAUUAGAAGAAUGCAUCAAUAAAUGGACGGUGGAAUUGGAGGAGCAGGAGAAGAGUUUCCUUCACCAAGCCGCACAGGUCAACGCUUGGGAUAGGACGCUGGUCGUUAAUGGAGAAAAGAUCACAUCACUCCAUAAUGAUCUUGAAAAGGUGAAAGCAGAUCAGCAAAGACUAGAGCAUGAGUGCGAUUACAUCGUAGCCCAGCAGAGAGAACUUGAAGACAUUCUUGUCCCACUUGAAGAGGCAUGUAAGACACAGGAGGGCUCCCUCUACAGGCAGCAUACAGAUAUAGAGAGGGAAAGAACGUAUCAGAUGUCUGAGAGCAUAGAUUCCCAGUUGAAGAGGAUGGUCCAAGAUUUAAAAGAGAUUAUUGAUCACAUGAACACAUCCAACACAUCUAUGGACCAGACAGAUCCUGUAAACCAAGUUGCCAAGAUCCUGAAUGCUCAUAUGAACUCGCUGCAAUGGAUUGACCAAAAUACAGGUCUUGUUCAGCGAAAGGUCGACGAGGUAACCAGACAGUAUGAGAUCAUCAAGAGAGACCAAGAAAGGAAUGUUCAUCUAGCGUUUGAAUGAUGCCUUUAUAUCCCUCCAACCAUUCCUCGUCUAGCCAUUGUAAGACAUGCUCCGGCUACUUGAACUCUAUGGCCCCUGAUACACAUACAUUUUGGAUGCAAGCUUGGACGGCACCUUCAAGCCUGCAAUUUGGGUGAU